This is a messenger RNA of Funneliformis caledonium, 1257 nucleotides long. The record is from the annotation of a GenBank genome assembly. Lineage: Eukaryota; Fungi; Glomeromycota; Glomeromycetes; Glomerales; Glomeraceae.
AUGCCUGAUCCUCCAAAUUCAGCUGGUAGAAAAACUCAAGCUACUCAAGAAAUUGAUAGUAACGCACCUCCAAUUCCUACAAGAAAACGAUACAAAGGACAAGCACAUUCUAGUGAUUCAAGUCGACAAAAAUCCAAAGAAGACAAUGAAUUACUUCAAAUUCCUCCCGAAAAUUUAGAUUUUAACAGCGUCCAACGUAUACAAAGUUUAGCUUCAAAAUAUAAACAAUUGUUUGAACAAGUUGAUCAAGAAAAAGGAACUUUAAUUAAUCAAAGACAUGAUUUGCAAUUAAGGUACGAUGAAAUUCAAGGGAAAUUCGAAACAGAGAAAAAGCGUUUGCAACAGAGAGCGCAAGAUUCGGAAGUAGAAGUGUCAAAUUUAAAGAAACAAUUGGUAGAAUCAAAGGCAGAAGCUUCGAUGUAUCAGAGUGCACUUGGUAAAGCCACAAAUGUAAGGUGGGGAGAUGAGGAUAGUAAUAAUCUUGUACAAUUAACAAAAGUUAUUACAGAAAUCGUUAAUUCACUUACGGAAGUUACUACAGUAAAAGGGAGAGAUAUUACGAUUGAUGAUGAUGCCGCGAAUGAAUUAUUUCAAAAGUACAAUUGUUCAACUAGGAUUAGUGUCAAAACUCAUGCAGUUUUUGCUAAUAUUAAAAAAGAUUCUCCAAAACGUUCUUCCUCCUUAAUUGUUCCAAAAAGUUAUCCGCAACCAGUUGUGAUAGAUCAAAAUAAUAAUUUAGAGGCGGAAAUUUAUUUAUCAAUGACCCAAUUAGUUGGUUUGGUUAACCAUUUAGCUGAAGCACGUACAGGAACCGAUGACAUCACAAAAAUCACUCCAAUAAAAAUUCGUCAACAAAUUUAUGCCGUGUUGGGUACAAGAGGUUUUUGUAAAAAUAAUCAUCCAUUUAUCGAUCAACUCACGACAAAAAUCCUCGACACGCUUUCUCGUUAUCGUCAAAUAAAAAAUGAAGAACGUUUGGCUGAUUUAAAAGAACAUACUAUUAAAUUAAUUAGAGAAAUUGUACAUUUAUAUUUCAGAUUAAAUGCUCAAGAACCUGUUCCUGACUUUAAAGAUUUCUUUGAGGCAGGAACUCCUGUACAAAAUAAUGUUAUGGAUGGUGCUUGGGAUGAUGAUUUAAUUGAUAAUUUGGAAGUGGAAAUUUGUAGUUUUCCAUUGAUUAGUGUAAAGAGCUCUAAAGAUCAAAGUAAAAGAGUCCUUUGUAAAGCUCAAGUUGUUACCAGAUCAAAAAAUAAUUAA